ACCUUCAUUGACGUCAUUUUCUUGAUAUAUUUCUGCAAUAAUAUUUCUGACAUAAAUUAGUCUAAAUUAGUCACUAAUUACAUAUUACAAUUAAUUUCUACUAGUUUCACCUGUUUAAAUGAAGUAUUUUGAAGAUUAUUUUUUAAUUAACCUUAGAUCUUUUAUGCUAUUAAUGUCAUCUUUUAUAGGUAAAGGAAAUAUAUAAUGAUUACAAAAAGUAUGAAUACGUUUGGAUAUUAGGCAUACUGAACUAUAAUUAUUGUUCAAAUAGUAUUUAUGCGAUAGCAUUCAUUGAAUAGUGCUAUGAACUGCUACUAAUGAUAGUAACUAGACGUGCUACAUUUUUUAAACCAGCUGUGAAGUUUGUAAUCUGCAAAACAAAAUCGAAAAAUAUAAACAGUAGACAUUUUCAUGCAUCAAUUACAUGAAUAUAAAAUCUUUACUUUUUUAUUUUAAUAUUACAAGAUUUAUAGUGAAUUUGUUUUUGUAAUAUAAAUGACAUGAAAUUUUGCGAAUUUUCAAAUAUGCAUAGUAAACAAAGAAAUUUCUAUUACAAUUAUUUCAUACCAUUCAGAUGUUCGAAAUAAAGUAGAAAUAUUUUGAUUAUCAAUAUAUAACAGAUUUUCUCGUAAGUUGAUAUAUACUUUUCAAAUCAAAUUUUAGCUAAUUUUAAAUUAUUUUCUCUACUUAAUUUGCAAUACACUAAUGGUAAGAACUUUUAUUUAAGAUAGAAAUACACUUACGUAAUAUUAUUUCAUUAAGGAGCAUAACUUGUUACAUUUAAUUUAAAACUUCAUAAAAUCAUUUUUCAUUUAAAAGUCUAAAUAUUGAAACAUAAAAAAAUUAUGGAUGAAAAGACUUAUAAAGAAUAUAAACGAAGAAUUCGUGAAGCUGUAGCUACAAUCGAUAAUAAGCCUCCAAAGUUCGAAAUAUCCUAUUACUAUAAAAAACAUCAUUUAAUUCUUGAUGCAAAUCGAAUAAAAGAAUUAGAUAGAGAAAAUAUGGAAUUGUUGAAAAGGAUGAGCAUAAUUAGUCGUAGUGGAGGAAAGGUUGACUGUUGGAUGACAUGUACUAAAUAUACAUCUAGAUUAGAAAAUCAAGAAGCUAAAAACAAAAUGAUUAUGAAAUUAAAUAAAUCUUUAUUAAAAAAUAUUUACAAUGUUAGGAGUAACUAUCCUACAGGAGAAUUUAUAAAAAAUUGGAAAGCAACGAAAAAGAAAGUAGCUCGGGAUAAAAGAUUUGCUCAAGAAUUUCAAGCUCAAAUUGCAGUGCCUCAUGUAAAUAAAGAUCAUUGCAUGGUCAAAGAUUUAUCAUUAAUGAAAGAACUAAAUGCUUCUAUUCGAACUAGAUGCUUUUUCGAAAUAGAAAUUCAGAAUAACAAGCAAAAGUUAGGAACCAUACAAUUAGAGCUCUAUGACGAUGUUGUUCCACAAACAUGUGCAAACUUCAUUGAACUAUGUCGUGGGACAAAACAUGGAUUUUCAUAUAAGAGCACACCAUUUCACCGUAUAGUUUCGGGUUAUUGGUGUCAAGGUGGUGAUGUGACAAAGUUCAAUGGAAGUGGCGGAAUUUCCGUUUUUGAUAAUACAUUUGAAAAUGAAAAUUUUAAUUUAUGUCAUGCAGGUCCAGGAAUAUUGUCCAUGUGUAAUGAUGGGAAUAAAAGUGAUUCUAAAUUCAAUCUUACUUUUAGACGUUUAGAAACAAUGGAUGGAAAACAUGUAGUCUUUGGAAAAGUUAUUUCUGGAUUUUCAAAUAUUUAUAAAAUCGAAGAGUUUGGUACAAAGACAGGAAAACCUAUUAAAACAAUAAUUAUUUCUAACUGUGGUAUAGUAUCAAGAAAACACAACUGGUAUCCUGUAGAAGAAAAGUAUAUGUAUAAAUAAAAUUUCUAGAAAAUUUUAAUAACGUAAAUUGUGGUAUCCCUCUUUGAACAUAAAGUGUCUGAUACUUUUCUUCCAUUAAAUAAUAUUUUAACUACAUAUUUUCAUAACAGAACAUUGUUCAUAACAUUGCAAUUUACAUAAUAUAUGAAAAUACAAUCUAUUAAUUAUACAUAUAUAUUAUUAUUACGAUACAGUUUAUAUAACAAAUAUAGCAUUGAAUUUAUAAAAUUGUGUACAAAAUGCAACCAUGCAAUUUCUAUCAUAAAAAUAUAUUAAUAUUACAAUUAACCUAGAUUUUUCUUAAAAAUGUAAACAUUUCACUGGGGUGUAGCUUUUUAUACAUAAAGACAUUAUAUAACAAAUAUAUUUUUACACAUGUAGUCUAAGUCAAGAAUUAAGUUUAGCAAUUGAAGAUGUGUAGAAUAAGGCACUUUGACUUUUAAAUAAUUUUGCAGUUAUAUAAAGAAAGAUGACUAUUAGUUCAAACAAGCUAACUCCCACAAUAUGUGUACCAACAUUUCCUCUGUAACAAUUA
Nomia melanderi (Alkali bee) is the source of this 2418-nucleotide messenger RNA. Lineage: Eukaryota; Metazoa; Arthropoda; Insecta; Hymenoptera; Halictidae. The record is from RefSeq and is a predicted model, not a curated record.